GAUGGAAGAGUAGCAUAUGCUCCAUGUGACUAAGGCCCCGCCUAGUCGAUGGUGUGCUUGUAUAUGAUUGGUUGUUGGAUCCUAACACAUGCAAACAUAAUAACGUGGUUUAUAUACUUUAGACAGGUCACGAGAAAUUUCUGAAUUUUCUUAUGGUUUUAAUGUAUAUUUUAUGUUAUCAUUCUCUUAGAAUAAUGUUUUAAAUUCAAAAAUCUCUGACCUAAAGUCUCACCUAUAGUUUAAUCGAAUUUUUUUUAGUAGGAUGGGCCAUUGAUCCAGGUAUUUGCGGUAAAUAACAAUUUUCGUCACGCUGCACAUACCUUUUGUGUUCACAAGCAUUCUGUUCUGAGCCGCUGAUUAUUAUCCGAGAAGGUAAAAUAAACUGAUUUGAUCUGAUCGUCUGCUUUACUUUAUUAUAAAGGUGUAGCUGCGUAUCAUAUUUGUAAACAGUAUUCGAUUACUCAAACCUUAGCGUUUAAAAGGAACCAACGUCAAUCACGGUUACCACGUGGUUCUUUGUAUUCUGCCUUCUCUCGAUGCGUGUGUUUUGAUGUCAUCCCGCCAUCUUGAGAUCGUUAUUUUACAAUGUGCUGUUAAAUAUCCUUAAUUCAUGGAAUUUUUAGUGAUCUGUAGAUGCGAAAGGCCGUAUUAAUGUGCUUGGGACGUAUUGGAAAGCGAUGAGCCUUUCAACUCUACUGGAAGCCGCAAAAUAUGUAGAAUACCAAGCUGAAGCUCAAGCACGUGGAGAAGAACCUCACGAUUACUAUACAUUUUCUAAACUCUGUGCUGCACGAAAAGAUGGUGUUUAUCCUACUCCCGUUGAGCACAUAUCUCCAAAAAAGCCCCCAAGCUUACCGAAUUCUACCCAUUCACCUGAAGAGAGUAAAGAGAAAAGACGAUCUAGUUCAUCUUCCUCCGGGUUGACAAAGGAUACUUCAUCUCACCAGGAGCAUUCUGGCACUGGAACAAGAGAAGUUCAUAACAAACUAGAAAAGAACAGACGUGCUCAUUUGAAAGAAUGUUUUGAGGCUCUGAAAAAGCAGCUUCCAAAUAUGGAUGAAAGAAAGACUUCAAAUCUGAGUAUUUUACGGGGUGCCCUAAGGUUUAUUCAGACUCUCAAACGCAAGGAGCGGGAAUAUGAGCACGAUAUGGAAAGAUUGGCACGAGAAAAAAUAGCAUUCCAACAAAGAUUAUCGACAUUGAAGAAAGAGUUGGCAUCGCAUUUGGAUCACAUUGAUGUGAAUAACUAUCCUAUUCCAGAGGAUGAUAAUGAAACCACUACAACUGCAUCUGAAUGUGGUGCCCUAAGUGAUUUUGAUGACAGUGAACCUCAAGAGGCUCCUCCUAUGCCCUCUGCUGUGACCUCAGAUUACACAAGUUCAUCCUCAUCGUCAACUACAAGUACCGUUCUUGUUGGACCUCAUACAACCUCAGCUUCUUCUGCUACACCUUUGGCUUUAUCAAAACAAGCUAUCUCAGGUGCUCAAAUAUCAAUUCCCCAUAAGGAGGUGGCAGCUCCCUCAAGCCUUUAUUUGCCAACUCUGGAAUCUGCAAUGACUGUUGAGAGUAAGGCACCAAUGAUUUCUACAGUGCCCUCCUCUCUAGCUCAGCUAUCUAAUGAAAGCCCUGCUCAAACAGCCAGAGUAUUUUCUACUGGAAAUUUACAUGCAAUGGCUGGAAUCUUUGCAACUCCUCAUGGCAUGCAAGUUAUUUCUCAACCCUCUGGCAUAAAAGUGAUCACUGCACCAAAUUCAAUAAUGGCUUCCACAUCAUCUGUUCAACACAUUUCAGUGAAUCACCAUCCUCAUAAUCAAAUUCAUGUUUUAACUCCCUCCUCUAGUGCAUCCUUUGCUUCGUCCAUCGGUGCAUCGUCGGCAAAGCCAUUUUCAGCCGAUUCACUAGUCCAGGUAGCCUCGAGUGCUGCAAAAGGCAUUUCUAAGCCUCAUCUGGUUUCACCUCUCGCUCUGGUUUCACCUCAAGCGAUGGUGGGAAUCAGCCAUGGUACUUCAGGAAAGUCACUGCCAAACAGUACUCACCUGUCGGAUCUAAUUACGUCCUCUGCUGUGUCCAACCUGUCUCAAAAUUCUGUCAAAGGCAACUCUGUCUUGUCUGGAGGCAUGGCUAUUGCCAUGAAGAACAACUUGCCAAGUAACAGUAUCACAUCUAGUGGCUCCUCACCGUCUGGUAUGAUAGCGACACUACACAUGAGUAAAUCUCACCCACAAGUGAUACAGUCAUCUCUGGCUUCCAGUAUCAUUACACAAGGAG
Molecule: messenger RNA, 2268 nt
Organism: Parasteatoda tepidariorum (common house spider)
Lineage: Eukaryota; Metazoa; Arthropoda; Arachnida; Araneae; Theridiidae
Source: RefSeq, a predicted model, not a curated record